Molecule: messenger RNA, 822 nt
Organism: Carya illinoinensis
Lineage: Eukaryota; Viridiplantae; Streptophyta; Magnoliopsida; Fagales; Juglandaceae
Exons: 4
Coding region: 1-822 (273 amino acids)
Biological process (GO): DNA integration
Molecular function (GO): nucleic acid binding
Source: RefSeq, a predicted model, not a curated record
AUGUUAGCCUUCGCGUUGGUGACAGCAGCCAGGAGGCUUCGUCCAUACUUCCAGGCUCACCCAGUAAAGGUACUCGCAGAGAGCCCAUUGGGGCUAGCAUUGGUGGACUUUGUGGUAGAAGUUUUGGGUUUUCCCCAAGAAGAUGUGGCCGCAAUGAUAGGAGUAGCUGAGGUGGAGGUAAAAUCGGAUUCGCAGGCAGUGGUCAACCAUGUGCUAGGUCUAUAUGCCAUGAAGGGAGAGAGGUUGAAGAAGUAUUUGGCCCGAUACAAGAUCUCGCAAAGCAUAGUAACGGACAAUGGGAGCCAAUUUGACUCAGACCAUUAUAGGGAAUGGUGUGCAAAGUUGAAGAUAAAAGUAAAGUACUCUUCGCUGGGUCAUCCACAAGCAAACGGACAAGCAGAAGUGACAAAUAAAGCAUUACUUUCAAUCCUAAAGAAGAGGCUCGCAGAGAAGAAGGGAGAGUGGGCGGAUGAACUGCUAGGACUGCUAUGGGCAAACAUAACCUCAGUGAAAACCCUUACAGGAGAAUCCCCAUUCACACUUGCAUAUGGGUGCGAAGUGGUCCCCCUAGUAGAAAUAGGGCUGUCAGGUUUCCGAACACUUUACUUCUCAGUGCCCCAAAAUGACAAAGCAAGGGAAGAAUUCCUCGACCUAUUGGAAGAGGAAAGGGAAAUAGCAGAAGCAAGGAUUUUACAUGAAAAGAAUAAGGCUGAACAAUAUUUCAACAAGAGAGUAAGGCCUAGGACAUUUAAGAUAGGGGAUCUAGUUUUGAAAGAAAGCUGGGUGACCACAAAAGAAGAAGGCAAAUUGGGACCCCGAUAG